Molecule: messenger RNA, 1963 nt
Organism: Malus domestica (apple)
Lineage: Eukaryota; Viridiplantae; Streptophyta; Magnoliopsida; Rosales; Rosaceae
Source: RefSeq, a predicted model, not a curated record
UUUUUCUUUUUAGAUAAAUCUCAUUCCCUUGGUGUAUAUAAACCAAAGAGAUGAUAUCACAAUUUAUACAUGUAGAAUUUGAACAUCUUAAAAAACCAAACGCAUCGAUCACAUGGAGAAGUGGAGAGAGAGUGGGAGAGUAAACACAGUUUUGUUCACAGCAGGAGCAGCUGUGGCAAUGGCAUGUUUAAAACGUGUUAUAUUAAUGGUGUUUCUCAUGGAGCAAUGGCGGGCGUCGGUUUUCCUUCUGCUCAACCUCGUCCUCCUAGCCAUUGUCUUCACCUCCAUUUCUUCCGGGACCUCAAAUAUUAAUCGGAAUCGAGAUUGCGAAAACGACAAUGGCGAAGGGAUCAAAAGCAAUGGAGGGGGAAAGAGGAGAAGAGAAUAUCGGUGCCAAUCUGCUCCUCAAGCGGUUGAAGAAGUUAAGGAAUGUGAGGAUGAAAUGUGCAAGAGCUCAGCGCGCGGCGGCGGCGAGAGCGAGCAAGAGCGGGAUGAAGACGAUACGGAGGAGGAGGAGGAGGAGGUUCGGAAGCUGUCGGAGGAGGAUUUGAAUGAGAAAGUGGAAGCUUUCAUCGUUAUGUUCCGGCAGCAUUUGGUUUCCGAUGCAAGAAAUUGAUUGAGGUUUGAAGGGUUUAGGGUUUCAAAAAAUCAGCAUUCUGAUGUUCAAACCUGUAAUCUGUUUAAGCUAUUGAUCUUGGUUCACUCUUUAUUUUUUCCAUUUUCUUGAUCAAAAGUUUCACUCUUUUAUCUUGAUUAAAUUCUUGGAUUUUACAACAUUUUGAUAGAGAUAAAUAAAUAAAAUGUACAAUUUGAUCUUUUUUAAUUCAUUAGAUUUGACAGCUGAAAAUUAAAAAUGAAGUGAAAAGUAAAACGAGGUGUAUGAAUAUUAUUCCCAAAACUUUGAGUGUACCUUUUAUAUUAUAACCUUGUAAAGAGAUUUGUGUGUAUUAUGAUAUAUAUUCUUAUUUUUAUCUAUGUUUUCACAUGAUGAAAAUGUUUUCUUAUGUACGAGAUCACGUGAGAAGAAUAUAGAUACGAACCCGAGCCCGCCAUAUGUGGGUAGCAACAAUAACAAUUAACUAAGGUUCUUUUUCCCACCCAAACAAUUUUCCAAACACUUGACAAGGUAUUCAAUACUGUGAAAAUGGGUGCUAAAAUGGGAGGGCAAGAUCGUAAUUUGAUGAUUAAUAAUUGGAAAACGAAGCAAAUGGGUCCCCAGUGAAGGAAGGUUGAGGAGUAAGUAAGCAUCUCAUUAUAGUUCCAACAUGAUCCUCUCCGAUCCUUUUAGGGUUUGUUUGUUUGCCUUCACUAAAUAUUUUUGGUCUGGACUGGACUAGCUAUUAAUCGAAUAUCGUGUUUGUUACAUGCAGGAAUAGAUUUAAUGAGAUUAGAGCCGACUAAGUCCUUAGUUAGAAGGUCUUAGCGAGACGCCCUAAUAAGCACAGGAUUGCUAAGACCGUUCGUGUCCUCAUCCAGUUGUUCUCCUCGCUUCUUUGUUUUGGUCUGGUCAACUGACCUCGCCGACCAACCCAUCGAUGGCGAUGGCGACGAUCGUCGACUAGAUGUACUUGUUUUCGGCUCCGCACUUCUUCGACUUCAUAAAGGACGAGAGCGAAGCCGAGUCUGCCAUAGAAAGCUCUUCACUACCGACGGCAUGGUCAUUCACGUCGAUUGGAAGAGGGGAUGAGGAUGGUUCAUCGGAGAAGAGAGGUUAGAUGAGGAGAUUAUGGUGGGCUUGCGGCUGGAGGUUUGAUUCAGAGAUGAAGGAUCUCAAUUAGGCAGAGGUCUGAUAGACUGAUUCGCUUUUUUCCAUUUUUUCCCACAAUUUUUAUUUUUAUUUUUUUAAUCUUUUUCAUUUAGGGGAAAUUUAUUGGCAGUGUGGAUUUAUUGUUUGGUUUGAUUUGAAUUGGGCAUGGAAAUCUUUGGUUUUUUUAUAUAGAAAACGAACUUAUGGAUUGGAUUA